Molecule: messenger RNA, 1311 nt
Organism: Moneuplotes crassus
Lineage: Eukaryota; Ciliophora; Spirotrichea; Euplotida; Euplotidae
Source: the annotation of a GenBank genome assembly
AUGUUCAAGUCACUUUUUUCAUGAUUUAAGAAGCAAGCAAAUACUGAUUUAAGGGAUUCGUACAGAAGAAGGGAACCCUCCAUUCUAGAUGAAAACGACGUUGUUGAUAUCUAUGAAUCAAAAGAGAUCAAUCAAAGUUUUCAAAACAAGAAAUCUAACGAAGAGAUCAGAAUAGUUGCUUUCGGGCAAAUAGCAGAUUAUUUUGAGAAAUCUAAGCUUCCAAAAGGGCUUCCAAAGGAUAAUCAUUCUCGAAAAGUAGCUAGGAUCGGUCUUGGGGUCCAUCAUGCUGUGUUCCUCUUCUAUAGCUACCAGAUAGCCACGGUUGGGAAGAAUGAUAGAGGCCAGCUUGGCUUUCCUAUUAGUGAUAUAGAUUCAGAGAACAUCUACAAGGACCUCAAGAUUAUUGAUAUUGAGAAGUUUAAGGAUGAAAAUAAGAGAAUCAUUGAUGUGGCAGCUGGGUCUUAUCAUACUGUCCUCCUCACAGAACCGAUCAACCAAGAAGAGAGUAAGGAAGGGGAGGUUAGAGAGGUAUACGUCAUGGGUGACAGGAACAUGCUUGGAAAAUUUGAGUCUCAAGACUCCUCAGAACCUGUCCUAAUCACUAUUCCAAGGCUUGAGCAGGAUCCAAGCCUUCGUAUUAAAUAUAUCUACUCAAGGAACGAGAAAUGAGUUGUUAUGGAUACAGGUCAUGGGAUGACAAUUUGGGGGAGAGACUUUAAUGGAUUCUUCCAAAGGGAGCCCUCCCUCUUUUGACAGUUUAAAUAUCCAGUCAAGAUUGCACUUGGCACUAAGCACGGGCUUGCAACUGAUGAGAACAAGAAGCUUUAUGUUUGGGGAGAUGGCACCUAUGGAGAGCUUGGGAGGGAUCCGGAGACAGAAGAAGUUACAGUUGAAGCACCAGUUAAGCAUGCUUAUUUUGAUAAUAAAGAUAUCAAAGUGCAUUCUAUCAGUGUUGGAAACCGCCACUCUGUAGUUGUUGAUACUGAAGGAAAGAUGUACUCCUUUGGAGAUAACUCCAAAGGACAGCUUGCAACUUAUGAAGAGAGACAGGAUACUCCUAAUCAAAUAGAUACAGGUUUCGAAGCUAUGGCUGUGUUUAGUGGGCAAAGCCAUAAUUUGGUUAAAACAAAAGAUGGUCGAAUUUUCACUUGGGGUGGCGACUCAAAAUUACAGACAACAGGGAAUAAGAGCGGAACUUUCUUAAAAUAUAUGUAUGAAUUUAAAGGAAAGAAGACCUCUAAUAUUCAAACAGCCCAUGAUAAUACAAUUGUGAUCUCUCAUUUGAAGGUAUAUAAAGAGCCAAAUGUAUAA